AUGCUUCCUUCCGUGUCGCGGGCCCGGGGCUGGGCUGACAUCCAAGAGGGCUGUCGGAACGCCUUGCAGUAUCACCUCAUUACCAACAAUAUGAACUGGACUGAUGCCCAGAGAUACUGCAGAGAGAAAUACACUGAUCUGGCUACAGUAGAUGACAUGGAGGACCUGAACAGGCUGAUUACCAAUGUCAGUGUUUAUGAUUAUUUCUGGAUCGGAAUGAAGAAGGGAGACUCCAUGAAGUGGCACUGGUCUCUGGCAGACAGACGUUUCUACAGAAAGGGGGAGACUGAGUUCAGAAACUGGGACACUGGGACACCCCAAAAUGGUAACUGUGCUUUAAUGAGUACAGCUGGUCUGUGGAACAACACCUCCUGUGAUGACCAGCAUCACUUCAUCUGUUAUGAUGGAAAACAAGGCACCAACCUAACAUACGUCUUAAUUCAGGAGAACAAGACCUGGAUAUAUGCUCAGAGUUACUGCAGACAGCAUCACACAGACCUGGUCAGUGUGAGGAACCAGAUUGAGAACACAGAGAUAGAGCAGAAGAUAUCACUGAGGGGACUUCCUGUGUGGAUCGGUCUGUUUCAAGACUCCUGGAGAUGGUCAGACCAGAGUGACUCCUCAUUCAGAAACUGGACAUUAGGAUAUCCUGAUGCUUCAGGACAGAACUGCCCAGCUGUGGAGACCCCUGAGAAACCCCAACUGAAGAGACAGGUGGUGAGAAUGAAAGUGACCCCAAAGGAUCAAAAUCUGAACUUCAGUGAUUCUGCUGUUCAGGACGCCAUCUUACAAGAGUUCUGGGUCCGCUAG
Messenger RNA from Salvelinus sp. IW2-2015, 810 nucleotides. The record is from RefSeq and is a predicted model, not a curated record. NCBI's taxonomy places the organism in Eukaryota, Metazoa, Chordata, Actinopteri, Salmoniformes, Salmonidae.